AUGGAUCUACUCCUACGAGAGGAGGCUGGGAGAGCCCAGGACAUUGCGGAAAUUCUCAGCACAAUUCGGAGCAAUGAUCAGGACCACGAGCAGGACAUCACCUUGGCGAUCACGGGGCUGAACGGCUUGAGCUGGGCACUGCGGGAGCUCAACAAUCAGAUCGACGCCGUCAACGGGAAGGUCACCCCUACUUUCGGAGGCGACUUGAAACUCCUUCAGCAUAGUGUCGCCUUUACCCUUCAAGAUGUAUGGACCAUCCUUGGCAAGUUACCGCGCUCUCCGGUCCCGACAGACUAUCAAGAUUCUUGGAAAGAAGUCGCCCGAUAUUGCAUGAACAUGGGAAAGCAGACCCUCCACACCCGAUUAGAGACGUACAAACUGUUCACCUAUUCACUCUGCAAAAUCCUCUCAAGGGAGUCCUUCAGUCGGCGACGCCUUGAGGAUUUGCGCCUCGAGAUUUAUGACCUACAGACCCUACAACGCGAAGACAGACGAUUAAUCCCAGCUUCCGAGACCUUUACGAGUCUUUCAUUGGUACCAGUCCAGCAAGAGCCUCUAAGACCGGAGCCUCUAAGACCAGAGCCCCAGCGACCAAUGUCGCCAGCAACCUCCCAUGACAGUUACGAAACAUUCCAGCACCAAGCGGCUCCCAGUCCGCCACCCCUUUCCCCAGUUUCCCCUGGUCCUGGCUCACCCGUGACCACGUUUUCCACACUAAGUCAUACAUCAAGCGUUGACCCAGAAACCAAUCACUGGGCGACCAAGAUCUUCAACAAUUUACCGAGUACUCCUCUUGACGUUGACCCGAAUCCGUCUUGCUGUUUCGGCGAUGUGGAUGCUAGGUACCGCAGGCGACCGGAUCCGGAGUAUGAAAGGAUCCUCCAAUUAAAAUUCCCCGGCGGACUGAGGACGAAAUUCUUUUGGCGUGCUCGCGACUACCGCACCAAAAUUGUCUGCGAAUGGUACGACAAUCGAAAGAACCCUCGAUUGUCUUGCUUCCCGCUCAGCGAAUUGCACAUACGCCGGUCUGGCUCAUCGCUGUACCUUUGCUGUCCUACAGUUCGUGGUGCUAGCACCUGUUGGACCAGCCUCAACUUCACUUCAUACGAAUGGCUUGUCAUCUUCCAUUGUACCUUCCUAUCACUGCGUUCUCACGACAGCACGUCGCGCUUUCGCAACAUCGACCAUGACCUGGAUGGCGAAGUCCUCAAUUUUGCUGGGGCGAUUCGGGACGGUGGUUACCGUCAUGUGCUUCGAUUGUACCGUGACAAGAGUACCGACGCCGUGCGACUCGAAGCAUCUGUCCUCGACAAAGAAAUGAAGGACACGCCCAUCUGGACGGCGUUUAUCACCCAUAAAAUCACCUCGCCUACCUGGUUUCGUUGGUCUAAGAAUAGCUCCGCGGUAUACCUUGCUGAACUUCAACGACAUGUCUUUUCUUCCGAGUAUUCGCCCCAUGUCCGCGCAAAUGGCGAGCAUCUUCUCGAUUUCGAAGUCUUCACAGAUGCCGAAGACUUUGUGAAGACGCUCAAAGAUUUGCGCGAGGACAUUCGCAGACCGAAGCCGGUCAAGAACGUACGACUUCCUGCUUGA
Molecule: messenger RNA, 1593 nt
Organism: Cladophialophora bantiana CBS 173.52
Lineage: Eukaryota; Fungi; Ascomycota; Eurotiomycetes; Chaetothyriales; Herpotrichiellaceae
Exons: 9
Coding region: 1-1593 (530 amino acids)
Source: RefSeq, a predicted model, not a curated record